UGAAAAUGCCAUUCAAAGCUUGUCGCCAGUGGGUCGAUGUGUUUCGUAGAUCGUGAGUUCUGAGUUUUCAGUUCUGAGUCGGGCUUUCCGGAGAGUUCCUGUUAGCUGCAGGAUGUUUCCUAGAUGCUAACACAUGAGCGGGGCGGUUCAGUCAAGUGGUGCUGCUGUUGUCGUAGGCGUGCUGCCCGAAUGGUGUGGAAACAAUGAAAGAAGUUCUGUGGAUUUACAUACUAUCUGAAACUACGAUUGGUUCCGGUUUUAACGCGAAGAUGAGGUUCGGGUUUCUGCACAGGAAAACGAUGGCAACAGCUUGAAACGCUCGAGACCAACGGCUUCCACGGGCAGAUCAUGCCACCAACCGACUUCCGGAUACUACCAUGCCCAUCGAUAGAUGUCACCACUGAAUCUUUCAACUCUACCGGAAGUGCGGAAGAGUCGGUCAGCAAAGACGACCUGAAUGCCCUUCUUUACAUCGUCGUCACUCUGUUGUUCUACUCUCUGGGAAUCAUCGUCGGCAUCAUCACCUACUUAAAGCGAGAGAAGGAAGAGAUAGAAGAAGAUAAAUGUUUUGACGAAUUCCUACAGAUGAAACGCGACCCUUUCAACUUGCACAAAAUGGAAAAGGUUCAUUUAAUAGCCGUGAGGCUGCAACAGAUCGAGGAUAUUAAGAUGGCCCGCGAGGAACAGAUAAAAAAGAAACUGCAAACUGAAGUGAUUGUUGAAGAGGACAAUGAAGAGAACAGCGAGGCCUGUGUAAUCGAGGACAAUCCACAACAAGCUGUGUCUCAGGCCAGUGCUUCCAGGCCGAGGAGUCUCGGUGAGCUAGAAUGUUUUGACAAUGUGGGGAAACCACGAAAACCAAUUCUCAGACAGCAGAGUAGUGUGUUUCAGAUAACUCCCACGGGAGAACACAUUUCUUCGGUUGUGGCAAAGAUAUUUGAUAGUGAAAGACGAGAAGGACUUGACGUACCAAAUACUCAAGGUGAUACAGCGAAACACGAAAGCAUGGAAACCAGUGUUGAUGAUUGUGAUUCAGUUUCUGACAUCAGAUUUGCAGAUUUGAGUGAUUCGGAUGAGAACAGUGAAAGAUCUCCAGUCUUUACUCAGGGAAGAUGUAUUGUUACCAAUGUUUGAUUGGAAUUAAUAGCUUGAAAAAUA
Molecule: messenger RNA, 1158 nt
Organism: Gigantopelta aegis
Lineage: Eukaryota; Metazoa; Mollusca; Gastropoda; Neomphalida; Peltospiridae
Exons: 2
Coding region: 349-1134 (261 amino acids)
Source: RefSeq, a predicted model, not a curated record